Vitis vinifera (wine grape) is the source of this 2701-nucleotide messenger RNA. Its product is annotated as membrane-bound O-acyltransferase gup1. Gene Ontology annotation, molecular function: acyltransferase activity. Gene Ontology annotation, cellular component: endoplasmic reticulum. Lineage: Eukaryota; Viridiplantae; Streptophyta; Magnoliopsida; Vitales; Vitaceae. The transcript is spliced from 21 exons. The coding region runs from base 910 to 2442 and encodes 510 amino acids. The record is from RefSeq and is a predicted model, not a curated record.
GACCCCUACUCCCUAUGCUGUCUGCUCCAUCAGUCGCCUCCAAACCAAACCCCCUUUCAGCAGAAUCAGAGGAGAACCCUGUAGCGUCUUUUGAUGAGCUUCCACAGGGCGGCUCGAACUGUACUCCCACCUGCUCCUUGGACUGAGCCUCCUUCUCCAACACUCUACCUCUGCACCCUCCACGUGAGCCACUCCCUGCGUCUUCCUCCUCCCCUGAGACGCUCUUCCCGUUGACACAUCCCGCCGGCACCACCUGAGAGAACCAAGGUGGGGUUUCCCACCACAACUGGACUGAGAAACACCCCGACCCAACCACGAUCUGGACAGAUGUAGGAAUGUCUCUACCUACCACCUUCACCAAUAAUCUAGCCCAUUGCAUAUCUGCCAUGAUAUCCGUUUUAUCAUCCACUGCAAUGAAGCCACCACAGCCAUCACCUAUCAAUUUAAAGACCUCGCGGCUCCAUAGAUGAAGAGGGAGACCUACUACUCUCACCCAAGCCUCCUUUGCACUGACUUUAUUACAAAAACACCCCACCUCCGGGUGCCAUUUCUCCAAGAAUAAGGCAUUGUCUUUCACCCUUCUCAUCCCUCUUUCAAGAACACGCUCGGCUUCACUUAACAGUUCAAACUCAAAAAGCAAAAGACCUCUUCCCAACACAGAUAUGUUCAGUUUACCUCUGAGAAGCCAGACUUGACCAGCCCAAAAACCCCCACAAACACUCUCCAUUCUCUCAGCAAUUCCUAAGGAGGAAGAGGGGUUCAGAUUUUGCUCCAGGACAUUCCCAGGAUUUCCACUGAAAAAUCAAACUGACCCAAAUCCAUCAUACUCAAAGCUUUUUGUAGUACAGAAAAGGGCAAAAGCCAUGAAGAGUUGUUGGAAGAAACGAGAACUCACAUUUCUGAUUCUCUAUGCUCUCCUUUUCUACAUUGUCAUCAUUCGGCGCUCCCUUCAAAUUUCUCAUGAUUAUUAUCGCAAGGUCUUGGGUUAGCGUCCUGGGUGGGUUGCUGAUCAGCUCAAUGAUGUCUCUGAUGCUCAAUGGAGAAACUUUCGGGGGAAUCUUGCCUAUUCUUACUGUUGUUUUUGGAAUUUUUGCAUUUGUGGCCAAUUUGUUGAGGGCAUACUGUCAAUUAAAAGCAAGGGGAAUGGCGGUAGUUUGGCUUUUGAUAUCUUUGAUUUACCUAGCAUAUCUACAUGGAGCCUGCAUCAUAUUUGUCCUAUCAAUUGCUUCAGCUAAUUUUCUUCUCGUAAAGAUAUUUGCACGAACAAAGUACUUCUCAUCAGUACUUUGGACUUUCAACUUAUUUUUUCUUAUGUAUAAUCGUAUUCAUGAAGGAUAUUCAUUCUCCACUUUUGGGCAACAUUGGGCUUAUUUGGACCACUUCCGGGGUACCUUUAGAUGGCAUAUUUGUUUCAACUUUGUUAUUUUGCGCAUGAUAAGCUUUGGAUAUGAUUUCCAUUGGGCACAUGAAGAUUCUCAUUUUGAUCAGAAGAAGCACAUUCAACGCUGCCAUAUUUGUAAAGCAGGGAAAGCAUGUUACUUGCAUUUACAGGAGAGAAGUGUCCAGAAUGACAAGUUCUCCUUUAGCAUAUACUUGUGCUAUUUGGUGUAUGCACCGCUUUACAUUGCUGGCCCAAUUAUCAGCUUCAAUGCUUUUGCUUCACAGUUAGAUAUGCCUCAGAAUAAUUAUUCAGUGAGAGAUGUGUCUUGGUAUGGGUCACGCUGGCUCUUUAGUCUUUUCUUAAUGGAACUAAUGACACAUCUGUUUUAUUACAAUGCCUUUGCUAUCAGUGGCUUGUGGAAACAGUUGUCUCCUAUGGAUGUUUUCAUCAUUGGUUAUGGGGUUUUAAACUUCAUGUGGCUAAAGUUCUUUUUGAUGUGGCGCUACUUUCGAUUAUGGUCACUGAUUUGUGGCAUUGAGGCCCCUGAGAAUAUGCCAAGGUGUAUCAAUAAUUGCUACAAUUUGGAAAGUUUCUGGAAGAACUGGCAUGCUUCCUUCAACAAAUGGCUUGUCAGGUACAUGUACAUUCCUCUUGGGGGCUCUCAGAGAAAGCUUCUGAACAUAUGGGUUAUAUUCACAUUUGUUGCUGUAUGGCAUGACUUAGAGUGGAAGCUUCUUUCAUGGGCAUGGUUAACGUGUUUAUUCUUUGUUCCAGAGAUGAUACUGAAAUCAUUGGCAAAUACAUUUCAGGCUGAGAGUGCUUUUGGGGAAUUUAUUUUCCGUGAACUUAGUGCGGUUGCUGGUGCUAUCACAAUCACUUGCCUCAUGGUUGCCAAUCUUGUUGGCUACGUCAUUGGACUAUCAGGCAUUAAUUGGUUUAUUUCUCGGUUCCUUCAGAAAGAAGGACUUCCAAUUCUGGGUGGCAUGUUUAUAACAUUUUAUGUGGGAACAAAGCUUAUGUUCCACAUUGAUGAUGCCAAGAAAAGGAGGCACCAGCACUGAAUUAAAGUUUACAAAUUUUGAAUCCAAGUCUGAUUUUGCCAAUAUUCCUGAUUAUAGAGUUUUGAGGCAGACAAGGAGGUGCCACAUAGUGAUACAAGACUGUCUACUCUAUUUUUGUUAGGUUUCUUAAGUAGAAGGGCAUGCAAAAUGAUCCCUUCUCCAAGAUUAUGUUUUGUACAUGGAAUUGGAAUACUCACAUUGGGAUCAGACGGUUACUAACUUCUUACAACAGAAUUUCUAUGAGAAUGCAAUUUGUGUA